Drosophila gunungcola (fruit fly) is the source of this 4279-nucleotide messenger RNA. RefSeq names its product xanthine dehydrogenase (gene ry). Lineage: Eukaryota; Metazoa; Arthropoda; Insecta; Diptera; Drosophilidae. The transcript is spliced from 5 exons. Gene Ontology annotation, molecular function: molybdopterin cofactor binding; xanthine dehydrogenase activity; iron ion binding. The record is from RefSeq and is a predicted model, not a curated record. The coding region runs from base 169 to 4176 and encodes 1335 amino acids.
GGCGCGAGGCGGUUGUGUUUUUUUUUGUUCGGCGGGCGCACGAGGUUCUCGUCUAAUUUUUAAAAACUUGUUUUACAUUCGAAGAACGAACCCACCAUAUAUGUAAACGAAUCGCACUUGCAGACUGGCACUUAUUUAGGCAUUCCAACUGAGAGAUACAACGGCACGAUGUCGGCUGUUUUGGUGUUUUUUGUGAACGGAAAAAAGGUGACCGAAGUGAGUCCGGAUCCGGAAUGUACGCUCCUCACGUACUUGCGCGAGAGACUGCGGCUGUGUGGCACCAAGUUGGGCUGUGCGGAGGGUGGCUGUGGCGCCUGCACCGUGAUGGUGUCCCGCCUGGACCGCCGUGCCAGUAAGAUCCGCCACCUGGCGGUCAACGCCUGCCUCACUCCGGUGUGCGCGAUGCACGGCUGUGCGGUGACCACGGUGGAGGGCAUCGGGAGCACCAAGACGCGGCUGCAUCCGGUGCAGGAGCGGCUGGCCAAGGCGCAUGGCUCCCAGUGCGGCUUCUGCACGCCGGGCAUCGUGAUGUCCAUGUACGCCCUGCUGCGAAAUGCCGAGCAGCCCUCGAUGCGGGACCUGGAGGUGGCCUUCCAGGGCAACCUGUGCCGCUGCACUGGCUACCGUCCCAUCCUCGAGGGCUACAAGACCUUCACCAAGGAGUUCGCCUGCGGCAUGGGUGACAAGUGCUGCAAGGUGAAUGGCAAGGGAUGUGGCUCCGCAUUGGACGACACGGAUGACAAGCUCUUCGAGCGCAGCGAGUUCCAGCCCCUGGAUCCCAGCCAGGAGCCCAUCUUUCCGCCCGAACUGCAGUUGAGCGAAGCCUUCGACUCGCAGAGCUUGGUGUUUAGCUCGGAUCGGGUGACCUGGUAUCGGCCCACCAAGCUGGAGGAGCUGCUCCAGCUGAAGGCCCAGCAUCCUUCCGCCAAACUGGUCGUGGGCAACACGGAGGUGGGCGUGGAGGUCAAGUUCAAGCACUUCCUGUACCCGCACCUCAUCAAUCCCACCCAGGUGCAAGAGCUGCUGGAGGUGCGCGAGUCCCCGGAUGGCAUCUACUUCGGCGCCGCUGUCAGUUUGAUGGAGAUCGACGCCCUACUGCGGCAGCGGAUUGAGGAGCUGCCGGAAUCGGAGACCCGUUUGUUCCAGUGCACCGUGGACAUGCUGCACUAUUUCGCCGGGAAGCAGAUCCGCAAUGUGGCCUGCUUGGGUGGCAACAUUAUGACCGGCAGCCCCAUCUCCGACAUGAAUCCCGUGCUCUCGGCGGCGGGAGCUCAACUGGAGGUGGCCAGUUUCGUGGAUGGCCAGAUUCGCAGGCGGACUGUUCACAUGGGCACCGGGUUUUUCACCGGCUACCGCAGGAAUGUCAUCGAGGCACACGAGGUGCUGCUGGGCAUCCACUUCCGGAAGACCAGUCCGGAUCAGUAUAUUGUGGCCUUCAAGCAGGCCAGACGAAGGGACGACGACAUAGCCAUCGUGAAUGCGGCCAUAAACGUUCGUUUCGAGGAGCACUCCAAUCUGGUGGCGGACAUUUCGAUGGCCUUCGGCGGAAUGGCUCCCACCACAGUGCUGGCUCCCCGGACAGCCCAGUUGAUGGCUGGCCAGGAGUGGAAUCACCAGCUGGUGGAGCGUGUGGCCGAGAGCUUGUGCACGGAGCUGCCCUUGGCCGCCUCGGCUCCCGGUGGCAUGAUUGCCUACCGUCGAGCUCUGGUGGUUAGUCUAUUCUUCAAGGCCUAUCUGGCCAUCAGCCUGAAGUUGAGCCAGUCGGGUAUUGUGUCUUCCGAUGCCCUGGCGCCCGAGGAGCGAAGUGGUGCCCAGACCUUCCACACUCCCGUCCUGAAAAGUGCCCAGCUCUUCGAGCGCGUCUGCAGCGAUCAGCCCGUCUGUGAUCCCAUUGGCAGACCCCAAGUGCAUGCGGCCGCCCUGAAACAGGCCACCGGGGAGGCCAUCUACACCGAUGACAUUUCCCGAAUGGAUGGCGAAGUCUAUCUGGCCUUUGUGCUGAGCACCAAGCCGCGGGCCAAGAUCACCAGGCUGGAUGCCACCGCAGCAUUGGCCUUGGAGGGAGUGCAUCAGUUCUUCUCGUACAAGGACCUAACCGAGCAUGAGAACGAAGUGGGGCCGGUGUUCCAUGACGAGCACGUCUUUGCCGCCGGAGAGGUGCAUUGCUAUGGACAGAUUGUGGGCGCCAUAGCUGCGGACAACAAGGCAUUGGCCCAGCGAGCCGCUCGUCUGGUCAAUGUGGAGUACCAGGAUCUGAGUCCGGUCAUAGUGACCAUUGAACAGGCCAUCGAGCACAAGUCCUACUUCCCGGACUAUCCGCGUUUCGUGACCAAGGGCAAUGUGGAGCAGGCCCUGGCCCAGGCGGACUACACCUUCGAGGGCACCUGUCGAAUGGGCGGGCAGGAGCACUUCUACCUGGAGACCCAUGCGGCACUGGCCGUUCCCCGGGACAGUGACGAACUGGAGCUCUUCUGCUCCACCCAGCAUCCGUCGGAGGUCCAGAAACUGGUGGCCCAUGUCACCGCACUGCCCUCCCAUCGGGUGGUAUGUCGCGCCAAGCGGCUGGGCGGUGGCUUCGGCGGCAAGGAGUCGCGCGGCAUCUCGGUGGCCCUCCCAGUGGCCUUGGCCGCCUACCGCAUGGGUCGGCCCGUGCGCUGCAUGCUGGACCGCGACGAGGACAUGCUCAUCACCGGCACCCGCCAUCCCUUCCUGUUCAAGUACAAAGUGGGCUUCACCAAGGAGGGCCUCAUCACUGCCUGCGAUAUCGAGUGCUACAACAAUGCCGGCUGGUCCAUGGAUCUGUCCUUUUCGGUUCUGGAGCGUGCCAUGUACCACUUUGAGAACUGCUACCGCAUUCCCAAUGUCCGGGUGGGCGGAUGGGUGUGCAAGACGAACCUGCCCUCGAACACGGCCUUCCGUGGCUUCGGAGGUCCCCAGGGGAUGUACGCCGGCGAGCACAUUAUCCGGGACGUGGCCCGGAUAGUGGGUCGUGAGGUGGUGGAUGUGAUGCGGCUGAAUUUCUACAAGACAGGAGACUACACCCACUACAACCAGCAGCUGGAGCACUUCCCCAUCGAGCGGUGUCUGGAGGAUUGUCUCAAGCAGUCGAGAUACAACGAAAAGCGCGUGGAGAUCGCCCGCUUCAAUCGGGAGAAUCGCUGGCGGAAGCGGGGAAUGGCCGUGGUGCCCACAAAGUAUGGAAUUGCCUUUGGGGUGAUGCACUUGAAUCAAGCGGGCGCCCUGAUCAACAUCUAUGGCGAUGGAUCGGUGCUGCUGUCCCACGGCGGCGUUGAGAUUGGCCAGGGACUGAACACCAAGAUGAUUCAGUGUGCGGCCAGGGCGUUGGGCAUACCGCCGGAAUUGAUCCACAUCUCGGAGACGGCCACGGAUAAGGUGCCCAACACGUCGCCCACGGCGGCGAGUGUGGGAUCCGAUAUAAACGGCAUGGCAGUGCUGGAUGCCUGUGAGAAGUUGAACAAGCGGCUGGCGCCCAUUAAGGAGGCCCUGCCCGACGGAAACUGGAAGGAGUGGAUCAACAAGGCCUAUUUCGACCGGGUCAGCCUGUCGGCCACCGGGUUCUAUGCCAUGCCGGGCAUCGGCUAUCACCCGGAAACGAAUCCCAAUGCCCGCACCUACAGCUACUACACCAAUGGCGUGGGCGUCAGUGUGGUGGAGAUCGACUGCCUGACUGGCGACCAUCAGGUGCUCAGCACGGACAUCGUCAUGGACAUCGGGUCCAGUCUGAAUCCGGCCAUUGAUAUUGGCCAGAUCGAGGGCGCCUUCAUGCAGGGCUAUGGCCUGUUUACCCUGGAGGAGCUCAUGUACUCGCCGCAGGGAAUGCUCUACUCCAGGGGCCCCGGCAUGUACAAGCUGCCGGGAUUUGCCGAUAUUCCGGGAGAGUUCAAUGUCAGCCUGCUGACGGGUGCCCCCAAUCCACGGGCUGUCUACUCCUCCAAAGCUGUAGGAGAACCCCCACUCUUUAUAGGAUCAUCAGCGUUCUUUGCCAUCAAGGAGGCCAUCGCAGCUGCUCGCCAGGAUCAGGGUUUGAGUGGAGACUUCCCACUGGAGGCACCUUCCACAUCGGCUCGCAUUCGAAUCGCCUGCCAGGAUAAAUUCACAAAAUUGCUUGAUAUACCCGAACCCGGAAGUUUCACCCCAUGGAACAUUGUGCCUUAAAAAUAGUUUUAUUAAAAUCUAACAGACGUUUUUAAUUGUAAAUUUGUUUUUUGUACAUAACUAAAUCAAAUAAAUGUUUGCAAGAAAUUGUUUAAAAUAUAAC